AUGGGUUAUCCGGAAGAGCUUGAGAAAAUCAAGGAGUUGCUUGAGGAGGCAAGUGCUACAUGUAACUUCAAGUACAUGCUCAUUACACAAGGAAUCUCACCGACAACAGAUGUGGCAUUUACUUAUUCAAAGCAUUUUACUCAUGAAGAAGUAAACGACUAUAGAGUUGUUUUUGGGAGAUCAUUCACGAGCAUUCGACCAGUAUUGAAUCGUACAUACACGUUGAAGUUGAGUCGCUCAUCCGACAAUUGGGAUGCUAUCACGAGACAACUUCAUGAUUUAUUCAAUUCUUUAAAUCAAGGUGUAUGCAAAGAAAUUGCUAAAUUGUGGAUUCGAAUAUUGGCUCCUAAUAAACAAAAACAUUUCCCCUAUUCAAAAAAGGAUGUUGUUCCCAAUUGGUGGCCACGAGACGUUGUCCAUACAGAACCAGACCAUUUGAGGAAAGAAGAUCGAAUCAAAGUUCUAAUUAAUGUGGUGACCAAUAAAAAUUUCAAAUUCCGUGACGUUGAUACUAAGUCUAUUAAAACCAAAGUAGAGCAUACUGAGGCUAUUAUUCAUGAAAUCAUCUAUAUUGCCUAUCUUGCUGGAUUAUUUUAUUUUGGUCAUGAUCGAGACAAUGAAACUUAUGAUAUUUUAUCUUCUAAUGAUAGAAAGUUGUUAGAACAAGACGAAAUUGAGUUCGAGGUAAGUGAUUUUCGGUACUUUGGUAAUGAAGGUAUUUCACAAAGUAAAAUAAAGGAUGAAUAUCUUAAUGAAAACUUAUUCAGAUUGAAAGGUGGUAACACUGAACCGACAAAACAAUCCACCAAACAGUCUAAUAAAGUAAAGAAGCCUCGAAAGUUAUCUAAAAAGUCUAGUACUAAAGCCCUUGCUAAAGUGAAAUUGGAUUUGUUAGAUCCUCAGGAGAAUUUUGAUUUGCGUAUUACGCCAGAGGCACAGCCUCGGUCACAGCUGCCAUUACAGUUGCCCCAGUCAACACCAAAAGAUCCUGCUCCUGAAUUUGAGUUUCCGUUCCAAGACACUGCAUCUAAAAGUGAUUUGAUGAUGCACACUCAAGGUGAUGAAAUGUCCUUGGAUCCAACAUUUGAUCCAAAUACUGGAUAUCAUAUUGUUCCAAACACUGCUCCUGACUACAUGCAAAAUUAUUUCAAUAUGAAUAAUGAUAACUAUGUUGAUCCAGCGGCCGCAUACAUCCCAGAUCCAUCUGAAACUUCUCAAUAUAUUAGUCAAGGUGUGAAAAAGAAAUGGGAAGAUAAGCUUGAUAGCUUAUUUGAGGAAGAUUUUGGAUAA
Molecule: messenger RNA, 1290 nt
Organism: Candida albicans SC5314
Lineage: Eukaryota; Fungi; Ascomycota; Pichiomycetes; Serinales; Debaryomycetaceae
Exons: 1
Coding region: 1-1290 (429 amino acids)
Source: RefSeq, a predicted model, not a curated record